Molecule: messenger RNA, 618 nt
Organism: Nematocida minor
Lineage: Eukaryota; Fungi; Microsporidia
Exons: 1
Coding region: 1-618 (205 amino acids)
Source: RefSeq, a predicted model, not a curated record
AUGUACUUCAAAGAAGCAAAUGUUUCACUAUUAGUUGGGUUUGUGAGCAUCCUCGCAAGCAUAAAACUGUACACGGACAGAGAGAACCUACACAGAAAAGUUAUCCACAUUGUCCUUCCCUUGCUCUCCACUGCUCUCCACAUUCUCCCGUUCUUCAUCCCGUUCUUUAUUUCUACGCCUGCGAGAAUACGCAGAAUUUUAAACGGCUCCAUCUACUCAACAUCGCUGGCCAUAAGCGUAACUCUGUUUGCCAUGUACUUGUCCUGCAAUUCUUUCAAAAUAUUCACAGGCCUGUUUGUCAUCGCAUAUCUUCUUGCCUCUCUUUUUGAGACUUCGCUCUACUUCUGGAAAUGGCACACAAGAAGCAAAAAAAGAAAAGAGUUUAAAAACAGGCCGCUAAUCAGACGAAGAUACGGAAAUGGCGAGAUAAAAAUGCCGCCCAUCAGCGUCAGCACAGAAGUCAAGCACCUGAGAGCCAAAAACGACUUUGUAUUCAACGGAGCUGUGUACAUUAGAAAGGGCGAGACUGUAGAGCUCCUAAAGCCCAUAGGCUCGUACUACUCUGUGAGAACAUCCACAGGCACUGAGUACAUAGUCCCAAAAGAAAACUUCUUUUGA